Panicum virgatum (switchgrass) is the source of this 375-nucleotide messenger RNA. RefSeq names its product thaumatin-like protein 1. The coding region runs from base 1 to 375 and encodes 124 amino acids. The record is from RefSeq and is a predicted model, not a curated record. Lineage: Eukaryota; Viridiplantae; Streptophyta; Magnoliopsida; Poales; Poaceae. The transcript has 2 exons.
AUGCCUGGCGGACGCAGCGCGACACCACGAGGCUGCACGCCGGGAGCAGGCCCAGACGGCAACGAGCACGUCAUCUGGGAGAGCAACGUCGGCGGGCAGUCCAGCGGACAUCGUGCCCAGCGGACAUCAACCGGGUGCCCGGCGUUCGGCACGGACAAGUACUGCUGCCGCGGGCGGUUCGCGUCGUCGGCGACAUGCUGGCCGAGCGGGUACUGGGGGCUGUUCAAGGCGCAGCGCCCGCAGGCCUACAGCUACGCCUACGACGGGAGCAGCACCUUCACCUGCAACGACGGCGUGGACUACCAGGUCACCUUCUGCCCGAGCUCCGGGAUGAGUUAUGAGCCACACCAAGUGGAAGGUUCUGCUGCGGGGUAA